CACUAAAAACGUUUAGAAGCACAGCAACAUUAUUUCAAUUGGCCCCCAAAUAAUUUAAUUUGAACCAACCCAUCAAUUAUAACAAUUUUUAGCGAGCCAACUGUCAAAAUUUUCUUUUCAAUUCAACUCAAAAAUCAAAUUAUGGUUGCAGCAACAUCUUCUUUUGCUGUAGGGAAGUGCAUUACUCGGUUUCUUGACUUAGAACCACAAAGACACCACUAUCAAUCAUGUUCAUUAUCAAUUAGUAUGUCUAUGAAUGGGUGCCAAGGUGACCCCAAAAUUCCACUAGGGGUCGUCGAAACUCGAACUCUACCUUCGGUUCCAUCACCGGCUCAAGCCUUGGACCGUCUUAAAUAUACCAUUUCCGACUUAAGGUCUAACCAACCAUACUCGAAUUUCCCCUCCGGUCUCAUCCGCAUCCAGGUACCAAUAGAGCAAGAGAUAGAAGCCAUAGAUUGGCUUCAUUCACAAGACCACCGCCAGCAACUCCCUCGCCUUUUCUUCUCCGGUAGACGUCAAUUCAACGGCUCUGAUUUCAUCGGCGGCAACUACAAUGGUAAAAUCAACGGCCAUGAUCUCAUCAGCGUCGCAGGUUUAGGUGCUGCCGUUCAUUUUCAGCAUUUUCGCCCUUUCUCCUUUGAUGACUGGAGAUCAAUUAAAAGGUUCCUGUCAAAAAAUUGUCCUUUGAUUCGUGCAUAUGGGGCGAUUCGAUUUGAUGCAAAAGUUGAUAUAUCGAAAGAAUGGGAGCCUUUUGGCUCCUUCUACUUUAUGGUUCCUCAGGUUGAGUUCAAUGAAUUCGAAGGAAGGUCCCUGUUGGCUGCCAAUGUUGCAUGGGAUAAUGGCCUUUCAUGCCCUUGGGAAUCAGCAAUUGAUUCCCUUCAAGCAACCUUGGACCAGGUCAAUUUUGUCAUCUUCAAGUCAGAGAAGAAAUUUCCUAAAACUACCAUUAGGGCCGAUAUAUUGCACAUCCCUGAUGAGGAAAAUUGGGUGAUUGCUGUUACAAAAGCAUUGAAGAUGAUCAGAAGCAGCUCAGCUCUCACAAAGGCUGUACUUGCACGUAGUAGCAGAAUCUUUACUACUUCUGAUAUUGACCCGCUAGCAUGGUUAGCUUGUUUACAGGCAGAGGGGGAUAAUGCUUACCAGUUCUUGCUUCAGCCACCCAAUGCACCAGCUUUCAUUGGAAACACUCCAGAGCAGCUGUUUCACCGAAAGAAGCUUAACAUUUGGAGUGAAGCUUUGGCUGGAACCCGAGCCAUAUGUGGAUCAGAGAUUUUGGAUCAUAAAACAGCAUUGGAUCUUCUCUCCAGCCCAAAAGACAACUUAGAGUUUACAAUUGUAAGGCAGUGUAUCAAGAAGAAACUUGAGUCUGUUUGUAACUCAGUGUUAGUGGAUCCACAGAAGGCAAUUCGAAAGCUUCCCAGAGUACAACAUCUGUAUGCUAAUUUAAAAGGAAGAUUAAGAAGUGAAGAUGAUGAGUUUGAGAUUUUAUCUUCUCUUCACCCAAGUCCAGCUGUGUGUGGAUUUCCAGCUGAAGAUGCACGUUGCCUUAUUGCAGAAACUGAAAUGUUCGACCGAGGAAUGUAUGCUGGCCCUAUUGGUUGGUUUGGAGGCGAAGAAGCUGAAUUUGCAGUUGGGAUCAGGUCUGCUUUAGUAAAGAAGGGUCUUGGUGCUUUCUUUUAUGCUGGAACUGGAAUUGUUGAGGGAAGUGAUCCUUCCUUAGAGUGGGAAGAAUUAGAGCUGAAAACUAUGCAGUUCACCAAGUUGUUGAGACUUGAGGUACCUCUCUUGCAUACCGUGACAUGACUUCAGUAAUUUUGUUCAACAGGAGCCAAUUUUUGUGGAUUUUGGACUCUUCAUCAUUGUGGAUCUUGAAAUCGACUUAAUUCAUUAAUUGGUGAUAUACCAAGCCAUGCAUAUACUGUGAACUACAUUUCUGCAACAAGGUUCGAAUUUUUAUCUGUGAAGGUUUCAAUCACUUUCCGCAUCUUUGCAUAGAAUUGUGAAUCAAGCUGGAAACUGUGGAAAUCGGGUGAAGCAGCAAAAAGGGUUAAGAAUCAAACAUUAGAAUACACAGCAAUUACAUAAAUGAUAUUUACAAGCUUAGUUGUUAAACAUGUCUUGUAAAUUAGUGCAUCUUCCCCUGUCCACAAGCAUAUGGUAUGUAAGUUUUAUAGAACAGGCUGUUGAUUAUUUUCUUGUUUGAUUACCUUAGAAGUAUGUAACAUUGUAAGAAAACAUUCUUGAUUACAUGUGAUUUAUAAUUGAUUGAAUAUUUUCACUAUGAAAUUGGCAACAUGUCACUUUCUU
This is a messenger RNA of Chenopodium quinoa (quinoa), 2307 nucleotides long. Its product is annotated as isochorismate synthase, chloroplastic-like. Gene Ontology annotation, biological process: phylloquinone biosynthetic process. Lineage: Eukaryota; Viridiplantae; Streptophyta; Magnoliopsida; Caryophyllales; Amaranthaceae. Gene Ontology annotation, molecular function: isochorismate synthase activity. Bases 142 to 1803 code for a protein of 553 amino acids. Gene Ontology annotation, cellular component: plastid. The transcript is spliced from 15 exons. The record is from RefSeq and is a predicted model, not a curated record.